Antechinus flavipes (yellow-footed antechinus) is the source of this 3690-nucleotide messenger RNA. RefSeq names its product pelota mRNA surveillance and ribosome rescue factor (gene PELO). The record is from RefSeq and is a predicted model, not a curated record. The transcript is spliced from 2 exons. Gene Ontology annotation, cellular component: cytoplasm. The coding region runs from base 91 to 1248 and encodes 385 amino acids. Gene Ontology annotation, biological process: nonfunctional rRNA decay; nuclear-transcribed mRNA catabolic process, no-go decay; nuclear-transcribed mRNA catabolic process, non-stop decay. NCBI's taxonomy places the organism in Eukaryota, Metazoa, Chordata, Mammalia, Dasyuromorphia, Dasyuridae.
CGGCGGGGCGGCGGCGGCAGCGGCCAGAGCCAGGCCCGAGGAGGCGGAGCGGGACCCUUUCCCCCCUUGACGGCUGCCUCCGCCGCCAGCAUGAAGCUCGUGAGGAAGGACAUCGAGAAGGACAACGCGGGCCAGGUGACUCUGGUGCCCGAGGAGCCCGAGGACAUGUGGCACACUUACAAUCUUCUGCAGGUGGGCGACAGCCUGCGUGCCUCCACCAUCCGCAAGGUGCAGACCGAGUCCUCCACGGGCAGCGUGGGCAGCAACCGCGUGCGCACCACGCUCACACUCUGCGUGGAGACCAUCGACUUCGACUCGCAGGCGUGCCAGCUGCGGGUCAAGGGCACCAACAUCCAGGAGAACGAGUAUGUCAAGAUGGGGGCCUACCACACCAUCGAGUUGGAGCCCAACCGCCAAUUCACCCUGGCCAAGAAGCAGUGGGACAGCGUGGUCCUGGAGCGCAUCGAGCAGGCAUGCGACCCGGCGUGGAGCGCGGACGUGGCCGCAGUGGUCAUGCAGGAAGGCCUCGCUCACAUCUGCCUUGUCACGCCUAGCAUGACCCUCACCCGAGCCAAGGUGGAGGUGAACAUCCCCCGCAAGCGCCGGGGCAACUGCUCACAGCACGACCGGGCCCUGGAGCGCUUCUACGAGCAGGUGGUCCAGGCCAUCCAGCGCCACAUUCACUUCGACGUGGUCAAGUGCGUCCUGGUGGCCAGCCCCGGCUUUGUGAGGGAGCAGUUCUGCGACUACAUGUUCCAGCAGGCCGUGAAGACGGACAACAAGCUGCUGCUGGAAAACCGGUCCAAAUUCCUUCAGGUGCAUGCCUCUUCUGGGCACAAAUACUCACUGAAAGAGGCCCUUUGUGAUCCUACUGUGGCCAGUCGCCUCUCAGACACCAAGGCUGCUGGUGAAGUAAAAGCCUUAGAUGACUUCUACAAGAUGUUGCAACAUGAACCUGACCGAGCUUUCUAUGGACUCAAGCAGGUGGAGAAGGCCAAUGAGGCUCUGGCAAUUGACACACUGCUCAUCAGUGAUGAGCUGUUCAGACACCAGGAUGUAGCCACCCGAAGCAGAUAUGUGAAAUUGGUGGACAGUGUCAGAGAGAAUGCAGGCACAGUUCGGAUAUUUUCUAGUCUUCAUGUAUCUGGGGAGCAGCUCAGCCAGUUGACUGGAGUUGCUGCCAUUCUGCGCUUCCCUGUCCCUGAUCUUUCUGAUCAGGAGUCUGGUUCAAGUUCUGAAGAGGAUUAAUGAUUGGCACUUGUAAAAAGAGACCAUUUAUUGCCCAACUUCUUCACUUACAUAAACUAAUAUAUAAAACAGAUGUUCUUAAAUCCAGUAUGAAAGCUGCUAGGAGGUUCUGUUUCAUUUCCAUGAGAGAGUUUUUCUUGUCAGGCUAAUCUAUUACUGUUGGAAGAUCUAUACAACUAGAAAAUAAAGAGAAAAUUAAUGUCUUAAUUUUAUCCUUAUUCACAUUACUAUCACUUUAGGGGGAAAAUCUCCUAGAGAUAGAGUAAAUAGUUUGAUAAUUAGAGGAGAAAAAGAUGUGUUUCUAUUAUAUCAGCUGCAUUCAGUGUGUACUGUACUGGGGAUAAACUACUGGUUUUGUUUUUACUUUAUUUUCAGAGCGCUUUACAGUAAUUUUACCUAGUCUUCAAAAAUGGCUAGAAAGUGUUUUUGGAAACUGGAUAGAAAAUUCACUAAAGAAAACUUAAAAACUGACAUUACAAGAAUUGAAUGAGAUAGUUUCUAACAUGCCAAGAAGCCACUGUCCUUAAGUUAACUUUAUGCUAUACUUAGCUUACUAUUCAUAGUUUUAGAACAGAAAGGAACUUUUUUAACUAUAACACUUGAUUUUACAAAUGUUAAACUCAGGCCCAAAGAGGAUAAGGUAACUUCUCUGAGGUCAAGCAGCUCAACAGUAGCAAAGGUCAUAGUGCAAUCCAACUUUGACUUCACAUACAGUGGUCUUUCUGUUUAUGCCAUGUACUUGUUUUGAUUUGUCAGAUUUAUUAAUCGUUAAAUUAUUAGAAUGUCAAAUUGUCUGCCUUUAACUUGGAGUCUUUAAAGCAGUAUUUUCUAUAUUCUAAACAAUUUUGAUUUAGUCAUGCAAAUGCUUCAUGAUUGAACAGAACCCAUGUGGAGCAAAAUAAUGACAACGUAUUUGACCUAGUUUAUAAUUGAAAAGGGAUGAUAGGUAAUUCACUACAAUGUCAGCAAAAUGGUCUACUGUUUGAAAUGGUAAAUUGUAUUUUGCUUAUGGUUUUGGGGCAUCAGGUAGAAUAUUUUUGACAUUCAUUGACUCAUUUCAAAAUAAUAUGGUUUAUUUUCUGUUCUGACAGCUGGCAUGUGUAAAUACAAUCUACUAACAAUUAAUUCUAACUACUAUUCUAGCCAGUAUUUUACAUGUGCCUUCCCAGUAAAUUUUUUUACAAAGUUGCUAACUCUGUGUAAAAAUAGAUCUUCUAAAUCCAGGCUUUUCUACCACUCUACAAUGUCUCCUUUUUUAAGCCCUUUCCACCCCCCCAAAAAAGUUGUUAUAUUCCCCUUCCUACACACACACAUUCUAAAUAAGCUUAUAUCAUACUUGAAUCUGAUAUGGAUAGUUUCACUUAACCUCUACAAUACUUCAUUUCCAAAUGCAGCAAAACAUUAGGAUGAUAUCUGUGAUAUUAGUUUAUGCUAAGUAACUAAAUUCAGGGGAAAAACUGGAUUAUUCCUCCAGUAAUUUUGACCAUUGCUUCGCACUUUUCAGGAAGGCAUGUCCUACAGUUCAGAAACUUCUGCCUUAAACCAAAAUGUUUUAUGUUACCAAAUGGUCAAUAAUGUGCUCAUACGUUGGCCUUGCUUUAUACAAAAUUUAGUCUUUAAAGAUAGCCAUAACAAUAUUAGGAAAUUAUAAGAGGCCAUUCAAAAGUCAGGAAGAACUAAAUUCAAGUACAAUUUCUGAAGUGCUAUUCUCCUGAACCUGUCAUUUAAUCUCUCAGGCAACUCUUUUAGACUAAAUUGCUGAAUAGUUUCCAGUCUGCUUUUGUUUCAUCCAGAGAAUUUGCUCACUAAAAAUUCUCUUCAUUAGUGAAAUAAUGUGCCCUACUCCCCUGCCCCCCAAAAGGCAUUUAAAUCAUGAAUUGUUUCCUUAUGUUCAGAUUGUAAUUCUUUUCAAAAUCCCAUAGUAAUCAAAUACAUAACUGAAAAAGUUCUCUAAUAAUUUGUAUAACAAAUAAUAAAAUUAGCAUUAACAUCCCUAUUUCCAAAUCUCCCUUUAAAAACAGGAGUAUUUUGGGAGUAGUUUAAUUUUCUUUUCAAUCUGAGCAAAGAAAAUCAUGAAAUGUUUUAUUUAAAGAGCAUCUGUGGAAUUUGCAGGAUUCAGAAAAGGAGAGGGUUCCCAAGAGGGUGGAAGAUCUAGAGGGCCUUGAAUUUAAACAUGCCAUUGGUUAAGAACCAAAUAUUUCAAGUAACAUAAUGGUUUCUUUUAUGUCUUAAAAUUCAACGGACUUGAAUUCUUGCUGCCUUUUAUAACUUUAUAACUUUGGUGUACAAAUAUUUAUCUUUUUUGAUUUGAAACAAUUUUAAGCUUGUUUUGGUUUGCCUUGGAUUUCUGCAGUGCAAUGGUGCUUUACUUUAGUAUACUCAUUUUUGGAAGAAAAAAGUUUAGAAAAGCUCUUGAAAUAAAAAUAUUUUAAACUCUUAAAA